AUGGACGUGGUAGAGGAGGUGUAUGAUGGUGGUUGUGCAGAUACAACAAAAAAGAGCGCUGGAAAUGGUGGAAAGAAGAAGGGUGAAGCUCAAUUUAGGAUCAUUCAUUUGGUGAACACUUCCCAUGUUUCAGUUCAUCGAGGUAGGGAAAUGAGGUGGUGGUCAGUGGCGGCGGUCAAGAGGGGUUUCCGGUGGUGCUUCAUUUUUCCGGUGGUGGUUCAGAAUUCUGACGAUGCUGGUGGUUAACGAAGUUAGUGUGCAAAUUUAAACAGAAAUUUUAAAAUACGUCCAAAAAUUUUAAUUAAAAUACUUUUUAAUAAUUAAAAGGGUAUAAUCAUUAAAAAUAAAUGAAAAAUAAAAUUGAAAAGGGUAUUAUAGUCAUUGCAUGUCUCGCAAAGGAUUAAGCGUGUAAAUUUAAACUAACGAGG
Lactuca virosa is the source of this 428-nucleotide messenger RNA. Lineage: Eukaryota; Viridiplantae; Streptophyta; Magnoliopsida; Asterales; Asteraceae. The record is from the annotation of a GenBank genome assembly.